This is a messenger RNA of Penaeus indicus, 487 nucleotides long. RefSeq lists its product as uncharacterized. Lineage: Eukaryota; Metazoa; Arthropoda; Malacostraca; Decapoda; Penaeidae. The transcript has 3 exons. The record is from RefSeq and is a predicted model, not a curated record. Bases 83 to 472 code for a protein of 129 amino acids.
UCGCCCGUAACAACAAAAGUCAGUUUCUGCGACCUGCGAGUGACAAAGCUUGACAGAUAGGAAGUAUGAUGCUGAGGGCAAUAUGAAACAGCAGGUGUUUUUGUGUCUUCUGUUGAUAUAUACAGCAUAUGGCAGCAUAUUCGGAAGUAAAGAUGAUUCUAAUUUGGUAUUGAAGAGUACAGGGCCAGUGGUCCUGGACAUGCCAAUAUGGUUCACAGCUGAAUACCAGGGCUAUGAGGAUGGUGAUGAAUUAGUGUGGGAAUGGACAGACAGUCUUUACUGGAGUACAACACAUUAUGUCGAUGCAAAAACAGACUACUGGAAUAUUACCUGUGAUCAUGGGAGGUAUUCACCAUAUACAGGGGAGCGUACAGUUGAAGUAAAGGUUAAGGAGAAGGUGGCUCCAUUUAUCUGGAUUGCCAAAGCCACAGCUAGAGUCAGUUUCAAUCUCACUGGUAAGUUCAAAUAUUGAUCAAGUACAGGAGUU